GUACCCUGCUCAAUUCGAAUGAAUUAUUCGAAUUUCAUUCGUCCAAUUCGAUCGAGAUCCUUGCAGGAAGACCUCAGCCCACGAAACAAACAGAACAUCCUGGUGCAUUACAUCCUCAUUAGUCUAGCUAGCUACUAGAGAGCUAAAGCUUUCUUCUUCCAUUGCAAAGAGGCAGUGCUGUGCUUGCAUUAUCUAUAUCUCCUUCUCCUGCUGAUCGAAAAGUCGACAAUUUACCUCAUCGAAAAAGACACAAAAACACUACCAUGCCCAUUCAAACUAGCGUCACAAAACUGUUGGGUAUCGAACACCCCAUUGUCAUGGGCGGCAUGACGGGGGUCGGUACCGUCGAAUUGGCCGCCGCCGUAUCCAAUGCCGGUGGUCUCGGCAUUUUUGCCGCUCACAAUGCCGGGAGUCCCGAAGGCUGUCGGCAAUGGAUUCGUCGCAUUCGGGCUUUGACAAACAAACCCUUUGGUGUCAACUUGACUAUUUUACCCACACUGGGGCCUCCACCGCCCUACCAAGAAUACGCCCAAGUCUGUGUCGAUGAAAACGUUCCUAUUAUCGAGACGGCUGGAAGCAAUCCCAAACCGUUUAUUCGAUUCUUCCAAGCGGCCGGCAUUAUCACCAUUCACAAGUGCGUCACCAUUCGACAUGCCCUUUCGGCGGAACGCAUGGGAGUCGAUAUCAUUAGUUUGGAUGGAUUCGAAUGUGCCGGACAUCCGGGAGAAGGAGAUGUGGGCAAUUACGUAUUGCAAGCCAAGGGGGCGCUCGUCUUGAAGAAAACACCCUUCAUCUGCAGUGGUGGUGUCGGCGAUGGCAAACAAAUUGCCGCUGCAUUGGCACUGGGCGCAGAAGGUGUCAAUUGUGGUACUCGAUUUUGUGCCACGCAAGAAUGUCUCUGGCCACAAUCGUUCAAAGAGCGCAUGCUAGACGCCACGGAAGAAGAUACCGUACUCAUGUUUCGACACCUCAAAAAUACUACGCGGGUAUUUGCCAACAAGGUGGCCAAAGAGGUGGAAAGUAUUGAAUUGCAAAAAGGAGCCAACGUGAAAUUUCAAGAUUUGGCACAUCUGGUCGCGGGCAAACGAGGACGAGCCGCCGAACAGGCCGGGGAUGCCGAUGGAGGUAUCUGGACGGCCGGACAAGUCAUUGGACUCAUUGACGAUAUCCCGACGGUCGCACAAUUGAUGCAACGAAUGAUGGCGGAAUGUGAAGACACUAUUCGGGGACGACUGAAUAGUAUGUUGGCAGUGCCAUCAAGAUUGUAGUAGAGAAAUGAUUUUAUUUUGAAGUAGUUAGCAAUGUGUGGAGGUUGUUUAAAAAGGGUACUAGCAAGAUGG
Seminavis robusta is the source of this 1340-nucleotide messenger RNA. The record is from the annotation of a GenBank genome assembly. Lineage: Eukaryota; Bacillariophyta; Bacillariophyceae; Naviculales; Naviculaceae.